AUGACCGAGAAUGGCUGUUCAGAUUGGGAUGUGCCGCUAAGCUCGCUCUUUCCCCCUUCCGCCUCCAGAAAAAGGCGCCGGAUCUGUCCACAGGGAAACCCUCCUCCUCCCCCGCAUCUGUUCAGCAAACUGGUAGACGAUCUCGUCAUCGAGAUUCUGAUUCGCCUCCCCAACCCUAGAUCCCCCUGCCGCUGCAAAGCCGUCUGCAAGAGGUGGAGAUCCCUCGUCGCCGACCCCAGCUUCAAUCACCGUUUUAUUUCUCAUCACCAGACCAGGUACCAACCAGCAUCUCUGUUCAUUCCCGCACACGACCCCCAGUGCGUCCUCAGCUUUCUCCCCGUGCCUGAUGAAGCUCGACCGGGAUUGAGAGUCUUCGAUUGCUUCAAGGACUUGCUUUUGUGCGGUUUUGUUAAAUUUACUUGCGAAUUGGGCAGAUCCUACUUUGUCUGCAAUCCGUUUACCAAGCAAUGGGUCGCUCUUCCUUUGGCCCCUGAAAAACCAGUGCCUUCUGCUGGAUCGGGGGUAGGGUUAGUUUGUCAACCCCGUACUGGUAGUAGUAUGCAGCAGCUAGGAGAUGAACCAGAACCAGAACCAGAACCACCCUUUCUUUAUUCUGAGUAUCGUUUCCGCGUGGUGUGUCUUUUCCAGAAUGGGGGUAAUCAAAUACUACAGCUGUUUUGUUCCGAGUCUGGGAAAUGGACACAGGUGUUGAUUGAGAACUACGUGAAAUCGCCUAUGUCCAAUGCACUCACGUGGAACGGGAAGUUGGUUUGGGAACAGAUUGACCUCUCUAACUACAUGAAGCUUAGUCUUGCUGCAUAUGAUCCUUUCCGCCCUUAUAUACCCCCCGAAUCGGUGCAUGUACCUUAUGCAUUGUGGACUGGUUUACCCUUGGCAAAAAAAAAUUUUUCUGUCUCACAGGGUGCCUUUCACAUAAUUGUAUUCCAAGUUGAAUCUUCAAGGAAAUCCCUGAGUGUUUGGAGACUCGAAGAAGACGGUGUGCAUUGGACCCAACAAUAUGAAAUGGUGUUGAAGACGACAUCAUCAUCAUUAUGGGGUGAUUAUAAACUUGAGCAUUGCUAUGUGCUUGAUCUGCAUCCGGAGAAGCCGGAAAUUGUCUUCUUUCGAUACAAAGAAUCUUCUGCAGCAUGCAUCUUCUCCUGCAAUGUGAGGACGGGGAUGGGAGAGCCGGAGUUCAUUGCUGCAGGAUAUCUUCAUAUAUAUGACCCCUGUUGGAGAGCGCUGCAGCCAAGAGUCUCUUGCUGGCCUACUCCAAUUCCGAGGUACGAGCAGUUGCGAGGUUUGUACGAUGGAAGCUACGAUUGUUGGGUUCAGAACUGCAGUACGACAACACUUCCCUCAAUGAUUGGUAAUUACUUCGAAUUUAACUUUCUUCCUAGCCUUGGUUCUAUGACAUUGUGUCUCUUCUGCUUACUAACCUACUUCCUCACUUAA
This is a messenger RNA of Linum tenue, 1455 nucleotides long. NCBI's taxonomy places the organism in Eukaryota, Viridiplantae, Streptophyta, Magnoliopsida, Malpighiales, Linaceae. The record is from the annotation of a GenBank genome assembly.